AUUCCUGGACGAGGCGCUCUCUCUCGUCAACGGCGAGGCGACAAGUCAAGUACCAGUGAUCAUUCGCAAUGCCAGCAACAGGAUCAAUAAGCCCAGCACUCGCAGUGACUUCGACCAGCUUUACCUCUACAGCAAACCCAAAAAGCCAGGGUUCAAAAAGCGCGUGGUGCACUCAUCAAAAAGGUGUGAUAUGAAGGAAGGUCUGUUUUCUCUGUUUCCAAUCACUGAUUGGCUGUACAACUACCGCUGGAAAAACGAUACAUUCCCAGAUUUGAUAUCAGGUGCUACAGUUGCAAUCAUGCAUAUACCACAUGGUAUUGCAUAUUCUAUGCUAGCUGGGGUUCCUCCAGUGGUUGGCAUCUAUAUGGCGUUUUUUCCAGUCCUCAUUUAUGCUUUAAUGGGCACUUCAAGACAUUUAUCAAUAGGAACUUUCUCUGUUGUGUGUAUGAUGACAAGUAAAGCAGUUCUAAUGUAUUCAGAAACAGAAAAAAAUCCAAAUAAUUCAAAUUUUACGCUAGUGGGAAUAAGUAUGGCUGAAAAUCACUCAAGUUUAUCACCAACCCAAGUAGCAUCAGCUGUUUGCUUUGUUGUGGGGUUUUGGCAGGUGGUAAUGGGAGUUCUUAAAAUGGGUGUAUUAAGUGUUCUGUUAUCGGAAACGUUAGUAAGUGGAUUCACCACAGGAGCUGCGAUUCAUGUAAUCACUUCUCAAAUUAGCAAAUUCUUCGGAAUCAAAUUACCUAGGCGCACAGGAGCUCUAAAGAUUAUCUAUUCUUAUUAUGAUCUGUUUUUCCACAUAACAGAGGCGAAUCUUGUGACUGUUGGUAUAUCUCUUGCCACAAUCGUCAUCUUAACUAUAUGGAAUGAACUUGUAAAACCUCGUAUUGAAAAGAAGCUUCCAAUUCCUAUACCAAUAGAACUGUUUGCUGUUAUCAUUGGUACAGCUGUUUCUUACUUAGCAGGAUUUGAAGAAUUUUACAAAGUCAAAACAAUUGGCCAUGUCUCAACAGGGUUACCAUUACCAGAAAUUCCACCUUUAGCUCUUUUCCCCCAUCUUCUUGUUGAUGGAUUGGUUAUUUGCCUCGUGGCCUUUUCCAUAAAUAUGUCAAUGGCCAAAAUUCUUGCACGAAAAGCUGGGAACUAUUCUGUAGUGGCAAAUCAAGAACUCUUGGCUGGGGGGUGUGCAAACCUGUUUGGGUCUUUAUUUGGAUGCGUCCCCACAGCUGCAUCACUUUCAAGGAGCAUGAUUCAGCUGAAGGUUGGUGGAAAGACACAAUUUGCCAGUUUCUUUUCAUGCUUCAUACUUCUUUUUGUACUCCUCUUUGUUGGGCCACUUUUCCAGCCUUUGCCAAAUUGUGUUCUAGCAUCCAUUGUUGUUGUGGCCCUUAAGGGCAUGAUUAUGCAAGUGAAAGAUCUCUAUCAAGCUUGGAAGCACUCCCAUGCAGAUGCAUUAGUGUGGUUGGGUUCAUUUCUUGGAGUUGUUCUCCUUGACAUUGACUAUGGCCUAGGUAUUGGAGUCUCCCUAUCUCUUUUGACCUUAGUCAUCAGAGGACAAAAGCCACUUCUCAGAGUACUUGGCAAUGUUCCGGGCACUCAACUAUAUUUAGACAUCAAAUGUUAUCAAUCUGCUGUUGAAAUUCCUGGUGUGAGAAUUAUUCAAAUUGCUGGUGGGUUGCACUUUGCAAAUAAUGAAUAUUUUCAACAUAAAAUCUUAUCUCUUAUGGAAGGGGGAAAACAUGAUAAAGCCCUUCAUGACAAUCAUAUUGGUUCCAAUCCAACAACAAUUGAAACAAACAAUCAUUCAAAGCCAUUAUGUUUGGUACUGGAUAUGGUUUCAGUUUCCUUUGUUGAUCCAUCAUCAGUGAAAGGGUUACUUUCUUUACACAAAGACAUUCAAGAACAAGGCCGUAUAUUGUGCCUAACAAACUGUUCAUGGAACGUGUAUGAAAGCUUCAAUAAAUGCAGUUUUUUUAAAGACUUCCCUGAUUCGUACUUAUUUUCUUCAGUUCAUGAUGCUGUUGUGUUUAUAUCAAGGCAGUCAGUAAUGUUGUGAUAAAUAUAAUACGUGGCUCUCUUUUGGAUCUGUCACAUGUGUUCUAAUUCAACGAUCUUUGUAGGACAUAUGCAAAUGUGGGUUUCUUGUACCUAUUUAUUUUCCUAUUUAUAUUUCUCUCUGUGAUUUAGUAAAUUUGCUAAAGAAAAUGCGUACAUCAAUUUAAUCAACUGGUGAACCUUGGGACUUAAUGUUUUUGUAGAGUUGUUGUGUGAUUUUUUAUUUCUCUUCCGUAUGGAAUGCUUAUAGUGAGAAAUGAUAUCAAAAAGAUAUGUACAUCAGAAAUGUUUAUAUUUUUGUACCAGAUUAAUCAAAAUGUUAUCCUAAAACUGACCCAUAUAUGAAGUUUGCUAUCAUCGAUUCACUAAUUUAAAAAAAUUCUCACUGGUUGGUUCACUUAAAACCAGAACUUACUUUGAGUUGCAGACAACCAUAGUUGUGCUCACUUAAUUAUCUUUAUGUGGCUAUUGUUCUUAAACAUCGCAAACAGUGUGAAAAAAAUCUUUGUUUAAUACUUAUUCAGAGGCUGUGGAUUUGUUACGGGCACAGUUUGUUUAUUGUUGUUAAAGCUGAUCUGCAUAUUUAUCUAUUUUUUAGCAAGCCAUUUGCAUGUACAUAGAAAUGCUGGUAUUGUGCUGAAAUUAAAAGAGAUUUAUAAGUUCAGUGUGGACCAGUUUUCUAGUCUCAUAGCACGCGUUUUUUCCUACGGAAUUCAGGGUGGAGUGUUUCCUUUGUCAUCUUCUAUAGUGAGGUUUUGUAGUACUUUAUGGUGCAUAAUAUUAAUGACAUGCCCAUUUUUGUGCUCCCUACAAAAUCGUUAAAUCACAGCAUUUGUAUCUUAUUAAAUGUAUGUAUUGUUCCAAACAGUAUUAAUUCUCACUUGUCUGAAUACCACACUAAUGCUGUGAAUUUUAAAUCAUAGUCUUGUCUUGAAAUAGUUGGUCCAUCAGAUUGACAAAUAGAGUGGUGCUGCAAAUUAUAACCACUGUGUCGAAGAUGGUGGUUUCAUGUUUUAUUGCUGUUAUUUAUAGGAAUCUGAAUGACUGGUGCAGUAGGUCCAGCUGGAAAUGGCUGUGCUAUUUUUAUUUUUUUAAAGUAUGUGUUGAUGUUAUAUUGUUUUACAUACUGUGCCUUGAGGAAUGGAAAUUUUAGAAGUAAUAAAGACAUUUAACAGGAA
Molecule: messenger RNA, 3227 nt
Organism: Frankliniella occidentalis (western flower thrips)
Lineage: Eukaryota; Metazoa; Arthropoda; Insecta; Thysanoptera; Thripidae
Product: prestin
Biological process (GO): transmembrane transport
Cellular component (GO): membrane
Molecular function (GO): oxalate transmembrane transporter activity; chloride transmembrane transporter activity; sulfate transmembrane transporter activity
Source: RefSeq, a predicted model, not a curated record